GUCAGCUACAAUUGCAGUCCCCAACAUAUCCCGGCCUAUUUGGCUGGGCAGAGUUGAAACAAAUUUUGGCCGCCCCCUGAGAUGAUUUCUGGCCCCUCUUGGAGGCAUGGGCUCGCUUGGCCUGCCUCUCACGCUGGCAGCAUCUUGCAGUGCGCUUUGUAGCGUGCCGACAACGCCCCUCCUCUCGGAGACAUAUAAAUCGGCCGCCGCCUACCCAGCCAUCAAUCACCCCUCCCAUCCGUGAAGCGGUGCUAUUCUUUGUAAUUUUCCCCCAUCUCUUUCAUUUGCGCAAGACUCGCCGGAAGGAAGGCUACAUACCCCUGCUUGCUCGCUCAUCUACGCCUCUGCGUAUUUUUUGGCGCUUUACAUACCAUCGCGUUGCGGAGUAGCUGCUUUAUAAAGCAGGCAUUCCCAUCUCAGCAUCCCUUAUUCUAUUUGCAAGAUCGAUAAAUGGCCAACAAGAACACCACCGACGGCGCUCCUGCCGGUCUGCCCCGCACGAUCACCUUCUCUGCCGAUGACGCCGGCGCUGGAAACCAGCGCACGACGCAGACGCACUACCCCCUGCGCCCAACGACCAGCCGCCAGAGCAAGACGAAUGUGAUUUCGGACAGGAGGCCAAGGACCAAGAAUGUCGACAUCACCGAGCACAUGCUGUCGCUGCAGCAGGUGUGUGAAAAGCCAGCCGAUCUGCUAGCCAAGAACGGACCCAACACGCUGACACCUCCCAAGAAGAAGUCGAGCUUCCAAAAGUUCCUGCACUGCCUCAUGUCGCUGUUCAACCUGAUGCUGAUUGCUGCCGGUAUCCUCGAGUACAUCCUGCUCGGCAUUGAUUUUGAGGCAAACAAGGUUAAUAUCUACAUGGGUGCCAUUCUGAUUGCCUGGUACCAGCAGCGCAAGAGUGAGAACACGCUGGCGGCGCUUCUGCAGAUGAUCCCAGCCAAGACGCAUGUGAUCCGCGACCGCAAGCUGGACUCGAUCCCGGCAGUCAACCUGGUGGUUGGCGACGUCGUUUACCUGCGCAUGGGCGACAAGAUCCCUGCCGACUGCUAUGUGUUUUCAGGCAGCGAUCUCAAGGUCGACAACUCGUCGCUGACCGGCGAGUCUGAUCCGCAGGAGCGUGGUGCCGGCAACAAGAACAACAGCCCCUUCGAGGCCACCAACAUUGUGUUCAACGGCACGCUGGCUGUCUCUGGUGAAGCCUACGCGAUCGUCAUCCGCACCGGUGACAGCACUGUGCUUGGCCAGAUCGCUGGCAUGACAGCGGGCGAGGAGAAGAUGGAUAGCCCGCUGAACAACGAGAUUGCAAGGUUUGUGCGCACCAUUGCAUCGUUUGCCAUUAUCACGGCGGCUGUCUUCUUCAUCAUCGGCAUGGUCAUCAACAAGGACUUCCCAUUCGCCAUCAACUUCGCCAUCGGUACCUUUGUCGCCUGGGUGCCCGAGGGUCUGCCCGCCACUGUUACUAUGCUGCUGACCAUCGCUGCCAAGCGCAUGGCCUCGCAGAACGUGCUGGUCAAGGACCUGCAGGCCGUCGAGACGCUCGGCGCCAUUACUCUUCUAGCAACCGACAAGACCGGUACUCUGACGCGCAACCAGAUGACAGUGACCAACAUCUGGACCAACGGCAAGAUGUUCUCUGCCACGCGCGGCCACCACGACGUCGGAGAGCAGAUCACAGACACCAAUACUGCCGGGAUCAAGGAGGUCCUGUACACGUCGUCGCUGUGCCGCAGCGUCAAGUUUGACCGCACCGACGUGCCGAUGGAGAAGCGCCAGCUUCUAGGCGACGCUACCGAGUCUGGCCUUGUUCGCUUUGCUGGCGCCAAGCUGGGCCAGGAGUUCGACGAGCUGCUGCCGCAGCACCCAAAGGUGUUUGAGAUCCCGUUCAACUCGGCCAACAAGUGGAUGCUUUCGGUGCACAAGCUGGCACACGCCAACGGAGCGCUGACCCUGCUGAUCAAGGGAGCGCCUGAGCGCAUCCUGCGCCUGUGCUCGACCAUCCUGUACGACGGCCAGACAAUCGAGCUGACUGAUGAGCACCGCGGCAUGUACAACGAGACGUAUGAGUACAUGGCCUCGCAGGGCCACCGCGUCUUGGCGUUUGCGCAGCUGCAGCUCGAUGGCUCCCAGUUCCCCGAGACGUACCAGUUCGACAAGAAGGCAGAGAACUACCCGACUGCCGGCUACACCUUUGUUGGUCUGACCUCGCUUGAGGAUCCGCCCAAGCACGGCGUGCGCGAGGCCAUUGGCCGGUGUCGCUCUGCAGGCAUCCAGGUCAUGAUGGUCACUGGCGACCACCCGCUCACUGCCGAAGCCAUUGGCCGCAAAAUCAACCUGGUUCUGGGCGAGACGCGCGAGGGUGUUGCCAGGCGCACUGGCCGGCCUGUCGAAGAGGUUGAGGACGACGAGUAUGACGCAGUUGUGAUCCACGGUGAGAGCAUUACCUCCAUGACUGACGAGGACUGGGACGCUAUUUUCCGCAAGCCCGAGGUUAUCUUUGCGCGCACGUCGCCCAAGAACAAGCUGGAGAUCGUCACCCGUGCCCAGUCUCUAGGCCACAUCUGUGGUGUCACCGGCGACGGUGUCAACGACUCGCCAGCGCUGAAGAAGGCCAACCUCGGCAUUGCCAUGAACGAAUCGGGCUCAGAUGUGUCCAAGGAGGCUGCGUCGAUGAUCCUGCUGGAUGACAACUUUGCGUCCAUUGUCAAGGGUAUCGAGGAGGGCCGCCUGAUCUUUGCCAACCUGAAAAAGUCGAUUCGCUACACUCUUACGCACUCGACCCCUGAAAUCAUCCCGCAGAUUCUGUACAUCCUCGUGCCGCUGCCAGCAAUCCUGACGUCAAUUAUGAUCCUGAUCUGCGCUGCCCUAUCCUAUGCCUGGGAGCCUGCCGAGUCGCGCAACGGCCUGAUGCUGCUGCCGCCCCGCAAGCCCCAGCUGCGUGCCCGCAAGGCCCGCCAGCCAGCCGCCCAGAUCGACCCUGCCACUGGUGAGCCCAUCAAGCCGACCCGGCUCCAGAAACUUGGCCAGUCCGCCAAGAAGCCGUUCACCAAGAUGUUCUGGAAGAACAUGUUUGAGAAGGAGGAGGGCGAGAUUCUUGUUGACGGCGACCUUCUCUCCUGGGCGUACCUCGAGGCUGGUAUGAUCUCGGCCAUCUCGCUCAUCAUCACCUUCUUCGUCAUCCUGAACAAGCACGGCAUCUCGCCGCGCCAGGCUCGCAUCAUGGCGAAGGACCAAGACAACACGUGGUUCGAGAAGGACUCGAAGGUCUAUGUGUACAACGGCCGCGAGUUCACUGGCCACAACCAGUUCUAUGCACUCAACGAGGCCCGCACCGGCGUGUUCAACCUGUUCAUCUGUAAGGCCCGGCUUCGCAUGCCCUUUGGCAAGUUCAUGUUCCGCAACAAGCGCACCUUCUACGGCUUUGGCGCUGGACUCGUGCUGCUGUGCUUUGUCACUUACGUGCCGCCCCUCAACACCUCUAUCCCGCUCUACUGGCUCAUCGCACUCGGCUUUGGUUUUGUCCUGCUUGCCUACGCCCGCCCCAUCAAGUGGAAUCCCCGAGAUCGAGGGCCUGCACAUGCAUCCGAACUAUCUGGAGCACGCGCCACACAACGCGCUCUGUCGAUCUCUCUGCUUAAUAGCCGCUCCAAGUGUCCGACCGUCCGCUAG
Molecule: messenger RNA, 3669 nt
Organism: Linderina pennispora
Lineage: Eukaryota; Fungi; Kickxellomycota; Kickxellomycetes; Kickxellales; Kickxellaceae
Exons: 11
Coding region: 451-3669 (1072 amino acids)
Biological process (GO): intracellular potassium ion homeostasis; intracellular sodium ion homeostasis; sodium ion export across plasma membrane
Cellular component (GO): membrane
Molecular function (GO): P-type sodium:potassium-exchanging transporter activity; ATP binding; ATP hydrolysis activity
Source: RefSeq, a predicted model, not a curated record